Molecule: messenger RNA, 856 nt
Organism: Cynara cardunculus var. scolymus (artichoke)
Lineage: Eukaryota; Viridiplantae; Streptophyta; Magnoliopsida; Asterales; Asteraceae
Exons: 1
Coding region: 119-754 (211 amino acids)
Biological process (GO): defense response to other organism
Source: RefSeq, a predicted model, not a curated record
CCACCACCGUAUAAUUAAGACGAAAAUCCCUCUUCUUUUCUUUCUCUAACUACCCUUUCAUUUCCAUUAAAAUCUGUCUGCAAUUCGUUUAAUUUGCAGUCACAAGAUUGGUGUUAAUAUGACAAAUUGCAGUCGAGUUUGGUGCAUAGUAAUAUCAAUAGCCUCCAUCAUAACCGCAGUGAUCGUUGUAUGCGUGUAUUACACCAACCCAUCGGAUCCUUCAUUCACCAUCAAUGACUUUUACGUCUCCGCCCUAAACCUAACAGAUAUUUCCUCCACCACAACCACCGCCAAUCAGACCAUUUUCUUUGACAUGAAGCUCCAUAACAAGAAUAAAGCCAUGGGAGCUUACUACGAUCCUGUUCGGAUUACAUUUUCUUACAUCCCUAAUAUCAGGUUGACUUUUGUUGUAGCAGAAUUCACGGUGCCAAAGUUUUACCAAGAUAAUCUGAGAAGCAAGCAUGUGAGAGAAACAGUGGCUACUCGCGGCAUAGCACCCUUCAACAGGACGGUGACCACGUCGGUUUUCAAGGUGCAAGUGUUCACCAAAGUUGGUUUCACGUCACCUGCAUACCGUAAGAAGGAGACGGUAGAUGUAGUGGCCAACGUGAGGGUUGGCCAAACAGGCGAGAAAAAUUCAAACAAAGGCAUUAAACUCUUUGAGUCCGCAGGCGUGGAUGAUCGAGUUGGUUACUUUGGCAUGCAAACAGGGUUAUUAAUCCUUUCUAUGGCCACCAUGUUGGUGAUUAUCUGAAUAAUUUGCUAAUAUCUACAAGAAGAUUGAAUUCACAAUUGUAACUUUCAACAUUCUUCAAAUCUAAUAUCUAUCAUUGUGUAUAUAUUUUAUAACUUGUAG